AUGGUUAGCAUCCUAGGCCAAUGUGGAUCAGCUCUGACUAACGUCCUGCAAAGCAAGUUUGGAUGCACUACUGUGCUCCAUGGUGUAGAUGCCACCUGUGUAGGUGCAGGGCAGUCGAGGAAGCCCUCUGUCUUUCCUGAGGAAAGGUUUUCUAUUCAUCUAUCCAAGAGCUUCAAGGUGUCUACUGACCUGAAUUUGUCAACCGGGGUAAUAUCCAAAGCAAUCCUGAAAGCUGCUGACCAAGGCAUCCAUAAAGAGAUCUGGAAUUACUUCAAAAACAACCACAAAUAUGGUGAUGUUAUUGAAACCCAGGGACACAAACUACUAUGCAAAUAUGUGUACCACACUAUAUGCCCUCACAAAAGUGAAGUGUCUGAAAAGGUAAAUGCAAAUAAGUCUCUAUAAGACUUAGUAAGGUAACCAACUACACUGCAAUGGACUGUUAUGAGAUCAAAUAUGAAAUCGUUAGCCUACCUCGAUGUUCCUAGCAAUAUGUUAAGAGUAGUAUAUCUCUAACUAUAUUUGCUAUAUCCAGUCCAUAUGUAUAACAUGGAAUAAGCAAGUAAUUUGUAAGCUUUCUGUAUUCCUCUGUUAAGAGUCUUGGUGACUGAGCAUGGCACAAAAAAGGCAGGUGUCUUCAAUCUCCUUCCCGGCCACUGGUACUGGUGUGCUGGGCUUCAGCAAGCAGGUGGUUGCAAAGAUCAUGAUGGACACAACAAUGGAAUGAAGAUGGAUAUUUAUUAUGUUAUCUUUCCAUCUGACACUGAGACGUACAGUGGGGAAAAAAAGUAUUUAGUCAGCCACCAAUUGUGCAUGUUCUCCCACUUAAAAAGAUGAGAGAGGCCUGUAAUUUUCAUCAUAGGUACACGUCAACUAUGACAGACAAAAUGAGAAAAGAAAAUCCAGAAAAUCACAUUGUAGGAUUUUUAAUGAAUUUAUUUGCAAAUUAUGGUGGAAAAUAAGUAUUUGGUCAAUAACAAAAGUUUCUCAAUACUUUGUUAUAUACCCUUUGUUGGCAAUGACACAGGUCAAACGUUUUCUGUAAGCCUUCACAAGGUUUUCACACACUAUUGCUGGUAUUUUGGCCCAUUCCUCCAUGCAGAUCUCCUCUAGAGCAGUGAUGUUAUGGGGCUGUCGCUGGGCAACACAGACUUUCAACUCCCUCCAAAGAUUUUCUAUGGGGUUGAGAUCUGGAGACUGGCUAGGCCACUCCAGGACCUUGAAAUGCUUCUUACGAAGCCACUCCUUCGUUGCCCGGGCGGUGUGUUUGGGAUCAUUGUCAUGCUGAAAGACCCAGCCACGUUUCAUCUUCAGUGCCCUUGCUGAUGGAAGGAGGUUUUCACUCAAAAUCUCACGAUACAUGGCCCCAUUCAUUCUUUCCUUUACACGGAUCAGUCGUCCUGGUCCCUUUGCAGAAAAACAUCCCCAAAGCAUGAUAUUUCCACCCCCAUGCUUCACAGUAGGUAUGGUGUUCUUUGGAUGCAACUCAGCAUUCUUUGUCCUCCAAACACGACGAGUUGAGUUUUUACCAAAAAGUUAUAUUUUGGUUUCAUCUGACCAUAUGACAUUCUCCCAAUCCUCUUCUGGAUCAUCCAAAUGCACUCUAGCAAACUUCAGACGGGCCUGGACAUGUACUGGCUUAAGCAGGGGGACACGUCUGGCACUGCAGGAUUUGAGUCCCUGGCGGCGUAGUGUGUUACUGAUGGUAGGCUUUGUUACUUUGGUCCCAGCUCUCUGCAGGUCAUUCACUAGGUCCCCCCGUGUGGUUCUGGGAUUUUUGCUCACCGUUCUUGUGAUCAUUUUGACCCCACGUGGUGAGAUCUUGUGUGGAGCCCCAGAUCGAGGGAGAUUAUCAGUGGUCUUGUAUGUCUUCCAUUUCCUAAUAAUUGCUCCCACAGUUGAUUUCUUCAAACCAAGCUGCUUACCUAUUGCAGAUUCAGUCUUCCCAGCCUGGUGCAGGUCUACAAUUUUGUUUCUGGUGUCCUUUGACAGCUCUUUGGUCUUGGCCAUAGUGGAGUUUGGAGUGUGACUGUUUGAGGUUGUGGACAGGUGUCUUUUAUACUGAUAACAAGUUCAAACAGGUGCCAUUAAUACAGGUAACGAGUGGAGGACAGAGGAGCCUCUUAAAGAAGAAGUUACAGGUCUGUGAGAGCCAGAAAUCUUGCUUGUUUGUAGGUGACCAAAUACUUAUUUUUCACCAUAAUUUGCAAAUAAAUUCAUUCAAAAUCCUACAAUGUUAUUUUCAGAAAAAAAAAAAUCUCAAUUUUGCUUUGAUUUGGUAAUUCCAGGCUUUGAACUGAAUAGUUUGGGAAUAUGGUGUAUUUCUAAAUCAAGACUUCAGUUCUUUACUGUCUUGCUCUGACACACCAUAACUGAUAUAGCAUAGUUACCAGUAGGAGUGUGCCAAUAUCGUCAUAUUCGUAAUCGUAUCAGUUAUAUGACACUUGAUACUCUUAAUCAGAUUUACUUGUGAUCGGAGAACCCGGAAGUAUACUUUAAAUGUUGGUAAAGCCUAUACCUCAAGUGCAGUGAAGUGUUCCUUCACUCAUUCACACACAUUGUUAAACGACCCCGACAUAUGAAAAUGCACAUGAUUUAUUUACUUAGUCCUAUUCAAUUAUCAACGGAAUAAGCAAAUAAAUAGCCUAUUGCAUGGCUGGCUACAUUUAUUCCAGACACAGAUUUAGAUGAAGUUAGGCUAAUUCACUUGCCCCAUAUUUUUUCACUUUCGAGAGGAGCAAAGCUUUUCUCUCCCAAAACUUAUGCCACAACAUUUGUACAUCAAAAUAUACAAUCUACAUUUGUCAUUUUUAUUUUCUAAUGAUCUGUCGCUCAGUAAACAUGCCUGGGGAGAAUAAAUAAUAAUAGCAAGCAAGAAUGGGCAUGGAUCACAACAUAACGACAGACGUCGUCAGCAAUGGAAUAAUUAUACAGACCGACAAAGUAAACCUACUAAACAAUGCCAAGUAGACAGACAAAAACGACCAUAUGACCUUAGCAAAGUCGACAGGAAAUAACUACGUUGAACAACAAUGACUAGCUACAGAUUCAUAUAUGAUGUUUGGAGAAGGGGGGACUUGUGCCCUUAGAGAAGUGACCGUGAGUGAGUGAAACACCCGUGCAUGUGUCUGGGGAAAUGAGAGCAGAGGGAGAGCGGCUUGUUCUAAUCCAGUCAUUGCAGCAGACUCAACCGAUACCCCGCCAGUUUCUUUACAGACAGAAGAACUAGCCAAUAGUUUUUUAGAGCACACAGCACUUCACGCUGUUUGUUUGAGUGAAAGAGAGCUGCGUGCUGGCAGCUGAAAAUAUCCGGUCACCGAUCAUUACAAAAAAUACUUUUUAUAAUCGUAUUUGGAAAAUUCUCCAUAGCCGUUACGAUACUUGUUUUGUCCGAGUACUCGGCACACCCCUAGUUACCAUUGCUCACAUAUUUCUGCUCUUUUCCACAGGCUUUUGAAGAUCAACUGAAAUCUCUUCAAGGCGCAACACAACAUUCUAGAUCCUCCAACAGUGACUCCUCUAAAGGUGAGAUCCCAAUCAAAAGAAGUAGACUAAGUGGUAUGUUAAUAUAAUUUGUGUCUCAACAGAACACAUACAACAUCUUUCUUCCAACUUUUGAACUAACGUAUGCUUUCAUGUCUGUGAAUCUGCAAGGAUUUGGGCACACAACUGAUCGUUAUGAGUCCAGAGCUACAAAUUAACACCGAUAUCCAAGAGGAGGUGCAACACUGUAUAUCGAGCUCAGCAGUGCCCACAGUGACACAUUGAGGGAGGCCAAAUAUUGGCUCAUGUACGCUUUCAUGCCCUCUGAGAACUUCACCACGCUCAACAGUUUCAAUCUGCACUUUGGUCAGAGGGAAUUUGACGAGCUGCUUUCCCUUCAAACCAAGUAGAAUGUUUCCAUUGAGGAGUUCUUUAAAGAUAGUCGUACUGGUGUGACCAUCCAGGGGGUUUCUAGAGGUGUCAGAGCUUCUGUGUUAAAGUUGGAAGCCAUUUACAAGAAAAUGUUGCAAAAAAAGAAUGGAGUUACAUGGGCCUGAAAUUGUCCAACAAUUUCCCAAGGAAGCCUGUAGAGAAAAACAGCUCAGACGAUUUUUCCGGGCUUUAAAUUGUCAGGGUGAGUGUUAACAAAAUAAACUACAGAUUUAACAGUAAAUGUGCAAUCUGUGGUAUUUACUGCAUGAUAACUGAUCAAAUAUGGUUUAAUCUUUUGUUACAGGUUGAGAAGGUGGAGAAUAGCACUCUGAACCAUCUCUCUGAGCUAAAGAAGAGACAGUUGCAGCCUGCCUCUUCACAACGAAUGUACCAGCGCCUGCCAGCGCAAUACUGUGACCUGGUCAGCCGAGUGGGCUUCCAGAGGGAGUUUGCACCACCUGACGGUAAGCGAAGCCACCUAUUUAAAUGGAAUGACAUUUUAUAGACUUUCACAAGGCUUUUUGAGGCACAUACCUAUACCUAGUUUGCAGCUAAAACAUAACUCAACCUACAUCAUCACACAAUGUUUUUGUUAAUGUGUUACUUUCAUCCAUAGAGCAAAUGUAUGGAGAGGGUAUCUACUUCAGUAGCAGCGUGCAUGGGACAGAGAAGCUGUGGAGGGGCUUGGCUGAUGAAGAGUACCUGUACUUCAUUGAGGCACAGAUGCUGACGGGGAAGUCUACUAUUGGCUCACCAGGUCUUAUUGUGCCACCGGAGACCCCCGGUGGAGACCCCCUCAGCCUGUAUGACAGCGUGAAUGGGGUUGUAGGCACCUGUGUCAUUUUCAAUGUACACCAGGCCCUACCUGAAUAUCUGAUCAUCUGCAACAACAAAAAAACUUGA
This is a messenger RNA of Coregonus sp. 'balchen', 4818 nucleotides long. NCBI's taxonomy places the organism in Eukaryota, Metazoa, Chordata, Actinopteri, Salmoniformes, Salmonidae. The record is from the annotation of a GenBank genome assembly.